GUGUGUCGUGUCCUGGCGAAUGUGGGAGAAUGGAGACAAAGUCAUGUGUUGAUCUGCAGCCGGACUCGUCUGAAGGAGGUCUGAAGGAGCUGGUGAUGAGGUGGUUCAUUGGGACGCAGGCGCCUCUCAUUCUGCAAAAUGGAAACUUUCCUUACUGGUUUCAGGGCUUCACAGCAAGAAAGCAUGCGGAGGAUCACCUACAAGAUAAAGCUCUCGGCUGUUUUCUCAUUCGCCUCAGUGAUAAAGCCAUCGGCUACAUCCUUUCCUACAAGGGCUUUGACCGGUGUCGUCAUUUUGUUAUAACGCAGAACCAAGAUGGACUUUUUGUCCUAUCAGGUGACUGCCAAACCUACCACAGUAUCACCAAGCUAAUCGAGCAUUACAAAGUCAGCCCCAUCCAGCCUUUUGGAGAAUACCUGACAACCAGUUGUUCUGAGGCAAACUCUGCUGAGCUGUACGAUGUGGUGAAUUACAGCAACAAAGGGAAAUCAGGAGUAAGAGUCCAAUCUCUGCGGAGCCUGUGGGACCAAAAUAAUGCUGACUGCACAGGAGACAGUAAAAAGAUCCUGCAACACACUGGCGGAAUACACACUGUAGUUCAGCCCCCUGCCCUGCCGCCCAAAUCCCAAAACAGGAAGCUGACUGGAACAGUGUCCGUCGAUGCCAUAUCCAUCUCUCAGACUCCUGCUGUACCCAAAAGAGGGGCUCUAUUAGCAUUCUCCCUGAGUGGAUCUGUGUCUGAUACGUCACAAGCGAGCACCGCCUCUUACACUCAGCUGACACCUGUAGGUGGCAGAAGCAAAUCUGUACCGACAAUAAACAAAAACAAGGAAGUGACCUACUUAAACCAUCAAAUCAACAGUCAGUCCUUCACAAACUCUUCAUCUGAAUCCCAGGCUGCCGCCAAGAGCGUCACAUGUCACACUUAUUCGCUUCACAACCCUAGAGAGCCUUUAAGAUUCAGCAGUCCGAGUCCAAAUGAGCAGAGGGAUGAUCUUCAACUGUCCAAGACUAACAUGAUGUACCAGACUGAAGGGCCUGGAGAGAGUUCAGCUCUUGAGGGAGCCACUGUGUAUGCUAAGCUUCAGCGGAAGCCAGCAACAGUCAUUUUACCUGACGCCACCUAUGAGCAGGUCCCUGGCAAGAGCAGCAAUUACGAGGGAAACCCGUAUGAGUCGUUAGAUGACUUGAAGACCAAAAUGUCCAAAUCCACCUGGGGAAAAAAUAAUAUGAAAUGGAAGAAAUUCCUCCCUGAUUAUAUGAAGAAAUAAACAAACUCUGGAUGAAUAGAUUACCCUCAAACAGGGUUAUCCAAAGUGAACUGACAUUCAGCUUUUUUUAACGCUGGAAAUAAAACGUAUUCAUUAUCAAUGAUGAAUGAAUUAGAGCUGACAAACCAUUGGAAUGUCUGCUCGCCCGAAAACAACAAACAAUUAUUUCCCACAAUUCGACUCCCUCUUCAAAUGGUCUUGGCCAUGCUGUGCUGUAAACAUCCCAGUGAGACCAUUGCUGUAAAUUAAGUCUCGUGUUUGUUUGUAUGUCAUAACAUGUUUUUUGUAUGUUCUAUAGUGGGGGUUUUUUUUCCUGGCCUCAAACUGAGUACCCCCCAUAGAAGCUCAGUCUGGGAUCAACUUUUUUUUACUCAACCUUCCCCUAUAAUUUACUUUUUCCCACCUUUUACCGGGCUCCGGGUAAUGUAUUUCUGCUUUUGAACUGGUCUGUG
Messenger RNA from Entelurus aequoreus (snake pipefish), 1723 nucleotides. It is a transcript of the gene sh2d7, whose product is annotated as SH2 domain containing 7. Bases 30 to 1271 code for a protein of 413 amino acids. Gene Ontology annotation, cellular component: cytoplasm. NCBI's taxonomy places the organism in Eukaryota, Metazoa, Chordata, Actinopteri, Syngnathiformes, Syngnathidae. The record is from RefSeq and is a predicted model, not a curated record. The transcript is spliced from 6 exons.